Messenger RNA from Symbiodinium sp. CCMP2456, 3747 nucleotides. The record is from the annotation of a GenBank genome assembly. Lineage: Eukaryota; Dinophyceae; Suessiales; Symbiodiniaceae.
AUGAGCACUCCGAAUCCCCCUCCACGGUGCUUCAUGGCGUUCCGGUUUCGGUCGGCGGCUAUACUGCUGGCAGCACUGUGCUUUUCCGCGCUCCGCUGUGCGUUCGUGCUGUCUGGAGCACCUUCGACGUGGUCGAGGACUCGGCGAACACUGCGCCCGGCCAGGGGCGACGACGAGGGCGUCCUCGAUGGCACUUUCAAGGAGGUAGCGCAAAACCUCAUCGACUCCAUGCCUCUGCCUGCAGAAGAGAAAGAGGCUCACGAGGCUUAUCGAAUGGGCCUUUCGGCUCAGUCCGAUGGAGAUCUGAAAGAAGCUGUGCGCUGGUAUGCGCGGGCGCUCAAGUUGGAGAGCGAUCCUUCCGAACGCGGUUACAUCCUCUACAAUCUGGGCAUCGUGUUCGCCGAUAAUGGCGAAUUCACCAAGGCAGCCAAGUACUACCUGAUGGCUGUGGACCAGAAUUACCAGCUGUUCUCUGCCUGGAAUAACCUGGGUGUGAUGUACCACGCCCAGGGUGUCAAGGCGGAAAGGGACCUGCGAUAUGAUCGAGCAGAUGCGCUCUACGAGAAGGCCGCAGAAUAUUGGAAUCGAGCCUGCAACCUGGCUCCGGGACAGUACGGUGACGCGGAGCGAUGGUUGCUGGACACCGGUCGGGCGCAGGGCGAAUGGAAUCUACUGCUGCAGCGUGUGAACGACACUGCAGUCAUUGUGAGACGGCAGGCCACGAAGAUCCUCAGUGCUUUUGUCUUGAAUCACCCGGAUCAUCCAGAUGUAGUGCCGGUCACGCUGGAUCUUCUUCGUCGCUCCACUGACUCGGAAGCUUUGCGAGGAGCUUACUGGCGCAACCUUGUCCUGGGCACGUUCGAGCUCCUCUGGUUCAUGGAUGAUGAGCCGACACCAGAGGCGGCUCGGCAGCUUUGUCGAGUGGUGGAUGCUUCGAGAAGUAUGGUGGCGGCGGUUGGCGACGUCUUGCAGGAGCUUCUGCGCCGUUUUCGAAAGUCAAUCGGCUCACGCAAGAACUCCAAAGGCUACGAGUUCGCCAUCCGCCGAUGGACAACAUUGAUCCUCAAUGAGUUCGUGCGAACGAAGUGUGGAUAUGGCUCAGAAACACCGCCCUUCAAGAAAGCCAAGGGUCCGAAGAUCGAGCUUCAAGCAGCCGAAAGCGCCGAGGAGCAGUGGCUGAUGCGUCGAUCCCUCCUCUCCACUCUGGAAGCAUUCUCCGCGACGCAGCCCAAAGAUCUGCUGGUGCACUUACGGCCUCUCACGAUCUACCUGGCCUUGGAGGAUGAUUCGCCACCAGAGGAUCAGUGGGUGGCAAUCAAGGUCUGCCGAAUCCUCGCCUCGGUGCUGCCUUACGUGGCAGAGAGGCGUGGUCUGAUGGACCAUCGCCAGGUUCAGGUGGACUUGCAGGCCUUGAUUCGCAACCAGCCGUCCAGUGGAGUGCAUGAAGCUGUGCGUUGCCUCUGCUUGGUCGUAAAGUUUGUCACUGGCGACUUGGCGCAGAUCAUUUCGCACCUGAACGUGGCCGUGCCGUCCCUGUCCCGUUUGUGCACCUCGGCCGAGCAGAAGCCCGGCAGCCUCGAGCGGAUCCAGCUGCUGUACAUGAGCCGUCAAGCUUGGGUGCUGGCGUCCAUUAUGGAGUGCUUGAACAUUGAUGACUAUGUCCAAAUCGAGGGCCUCAGUGCCGAAGAGCAGCCAAAGCGCCGCCUGUUGCCACGGUCGGACCUGAAGUUCGAAUUCCUUGGAGACUCCGUAGCAUCGACCGUGCUGGACCUCCUCCUCAGGUUGAAUGCCAUAGGGGAGCCACAGCUGCGGGCCGUGGCCGCUUCUUGUAUGGGCUUUUUCCUGAAGGGCCACCGCGGCUUCACGAAAGAUCGACGGGUGGUGGAGUUGCUGCAGAGCGCGCUCAGCUCCAGCGAUCUCCUCCUUUGCAGGAAAGCGCUGGAGACGCUGUCGGCACUUUUGAGCCAUUUCCGCUCAGAGGCGGAUCGGGAGUCCAAAGCAGGUGCUGCGGAUUUCGCCGACAGCAGGGACGGCCGCGUCGCUGGCACCUCGCAAAGCGGACACGCCCUUGUGCAAGGAGCCUCCUCGCAGCGAUCGGCGUCAGCAAAGGCCGGCAGUGCUGCCGUCGAGGCUUCAAGCAAGACCAACUCUGCAAUCGAAGCGGCGCAGCCCCUGGCCGCUUUCGCCGAUGUGGUGCUGUCGCACAUCACCUUAGCGGGCAGUGUGGGCCCAGCUGCCGGGGUGCCCUCCCCCAAGAAGUCACACACAAAGCGAGGUCGCAGUGCACCAGAAACAGAGGAAGAGGAGGAGCAGGGAUCCUCGCAGGACACGGAGAAGGCAGAAGGCGUGCUGCGAGUUCGCGUGGAAGCCCUGUCCGUUGUCCGGCACCUCCAUCAACAGGGCUUGGUGAAUCCAAUGGCCGUGUUGCCCAAAGUCUUCGCCCUGACUUUUGCGGGAGACCCUCGUUUGUCAGAGCCGGCAACCGCCAUGCUCAAGGAGAUGCUCGAGCUGCGGCCUUCUUUGCUUCUCAACCGCCUGGAUGAGGCCUUCCGGGAGGCUCCAAAGGGACAGUGCAGGACUCGUGCAGGGAAUCUCCGCUUUGAGACGAAGGCUUUCUUGGCGCUCCUCUCGGCGGCGACAGCUGUCCGUCUGGGCGAGGCCGUGGCCCCCCAGCAGCUCCUGGGACUGGGGGACGUCUACAUGGAGCGCUUCCGAAAGCAGAAAACUCUCCGUGACACUUUUCUUCGAAAAGCAUUGCGUGAGUUGCAGCGGCUGCAAACCAAUCGCUCAGAGGAGCGGUUUGCUGAGCUAGCGGCACUGGGAGUCGUUGGUGUGGAAGACGCAGGCGGCUCCAGUGCCACGAGGAAAGCCGGCAGCCGCGGUCCUGGCCGCAUUCCCUUGCGGCAGCAGCAGCAGCUUCUUUAUGCCCAGUUUUUGGCAUCGGCAGUCACAUCGCUGCCUUUCGCCUUCGAGAACGAGCCUCUGCUGGUGGUUUUCGAAUGCAAUCAUCACUUGGCACUACAUGCUGGGGCUUUGCUCGCGUCGGCCGACGGAACGGCCGGAAUCGUGAAGGAGAAGGAGACACUUUCGCCCGAGCAGGUCUUUACGGAGGCGCUCUCCAUCGUUAGCUGUGUGGUGCUGAAGACUGUCCUGAGGAGGGAGUACAAUCUCUCCUCCGAGCAAUGUGCAACGUUUAAUCCCAAAGAGCUGCGGCAAGAGAGGAUUAAGGCGUUUCCCACCGGAGGCUUCGGGCGAGGUGAGGAUGGACAGACGCCAGCUCGCAAUCGCUUCCCUGCCAAUGAGUGGCUGGAGAAAAUCUCGCCGUUGGUAGAAAACUUCGGGCGGCCGGAGGAGAUGAUUUCGUACAUCCGGACCAUUACAGAUGCAGAUCCUUGGGACGACAGCCGAUCACGGCACGAGGCCAAGGUUGAUGUUCUGGAGGGUCGGCGUGGGCGCAAAGGCAAAGCGGCGAAGGGCGGGAAGAACGAGUUAAAGGCGUCGAAGGUCAAAAAAGCAGAGCCGCCUGCGGCGCGCGGCCGUGGCCGCGGCCGCGGCGAGCAGAAGGGAAAUGUCAAGAAGAAGGGCAGGCGGAAGCAAGGCAUGUGCGAUUCCGAAGAUGACUCCGACUGGGAGGAGCCAGGCGCUCGAAAGCGCCCUCGUGUGCAGGCGCAGGAGCCCGCAGAGGCCGAUGACGGCGCUGCACAGGAAGAUUCCGAAGAGGAGCUGGAAGCAGAAGAUGCGGACUGA